CCAGAGGCCAUCCUUAAGAUGAAGAAAGUUGAUUUCCCACAUCAGAGGUGUCUGUGUCGAGGGAAAUCACAGCAUGACUCAUCACAUCAAAUUUGUGUGAAACCUGCAUUUCCAAAUGAUGUAUCAAAAGAAAUCACUGAACGCGGUUCCUACCAUUCCACUACAGAGGAUCUGUGGAAGGACGGUGACCCUACAAAAAGAGAUCAGCAAAACCAGAUCCCACUCUUGAGUUCUGGUGCUUUCUUCAACCAGAAAACGCUGAGAAGUGACAAUAGUUAUGAGUGGGAAGCAACUGGGAGAUCCAUUCCUUUAGGACUUCACCUCAUUUCUACCCAAAAGAGACUUCCAAAAUGUUGCUCAAUUGAAAAAACUUUGCAGCCUAACUCUAACCUUCAAGCAAAUAGUGAACAUCAAAGCAGUUCCACAAAGCAGCCUAAUGGCAUUGUUGAAUCCUGUCAGUUCUUCACACAAGGCCCUUCUAAUGCUGUGUGUACAAUUCCUAACAGGGAAGAGAAAGCAUUCAAAGGUAAAGACUUUGAAAGAAUUCUCAACCCUAAGCAGCCACUUCUGCAGCAUGAAAUUCUUUCUGAGGACCAGCCAGUUGAAUAUACCAAAUAUACUGCUUUGUGUCAGCAGCAAAUCACUAAUACCAUAGAGACACCUUUUAUUUGUCACAUAUGUGGAAAGUCCUUCCUUCAGAAAUCUCAGUUGAGUUCUCAUCCAGGAACAAAUAGAGGAGAGACAGCUUCUGAAUGUCCUGACUGUCUGAAAUCACUUACAAGUCCAUCCAGCCUGCAGGUGCCUCAAGAAGUCCACACAAAGGAGAAACCUUACAAGUGCCAUGACUGUGGGAAAUCGUUCAGUUAUGCCUCCCACCUAAAGGUUCAUCUUCGAAUACACACAGGUGAGAGACCUUAUGUGUGUUCUGACUGUGGGAAGGCCUUCAGCCAAAAGUCAGUCCUUACCACACAUCAGAGGAUUCACACUGGGGAGAAGCCUUACACAUGUAGCCACUGUGGGAAAAUGUUUGUUUAUGCCUCAGAUCUGAAGAAGCAUAGUCGGUUUCACACGGGGGAGAAGCCUUAUGAAUGCCCUGACUGUGGGAAGUUGUUCAGUAAUAAAUCCCACCUGCCUGUGCAUCAUCGAAUUCACACUGGUGAGAGACCUUACAAAUGCCGUGACUGCGGGAAGUCAUUCAGAAGAAAAUGCCACCUUAAAGUCCAUAACCGAGUGCACACUGGGGAGAAACCUUACAUAUGCUCUGAGUGUGGGAAGGCCUUCAGCCAUAGUUCAGUUCUCAGCACACAUCAGAGGAUUCACACUGGGGAGAAGCCUUACACAUGCAGCGACUGUGGGAAAGCCAUGUCAUCCAAAGCCCAACUGAGUGAACAUCAGAGGAUCCACACGGGUGAGAAGCCAUUUGUGUGCAUGGAAUGUGGACGAGCUUUCAGUGGCAGGUCUUCUUUACAGGCACAUCGCAGGACUCACAGCAGUGAGAAACCUUUUGUCUGUCCCAAAUGUGGGAAAGGCUUCCUGCGCAGGUCACAGUUGUCUUCUCACCAACAAACUCACACUGCUGAGAGCCCUUAGGAGUGCUGCAUGUGUGUUGCAAUUUCUGUCACACAUGUCAGCUGAACGUACAUCAAAUUGAAAUGGAAGAAAACGUUGCCGGUACUUGACUAGGAAAGUUUUCAACAACUGAAGGCUCAUCUGUUUCGUUCUGUGCGGAGAGACCUGAGGUGGGUUUUCAAUGCAGAAAGUCCUUCAAACACAAGUCAGAUUUCAGUAGACCCAGGGACUCAUACCUCACACUGUUCUUACAGAUACUGUGAUCAUAUGGAACGCUUUACCACAGUCAAUUCCUUAGCAAUACUUUUUUUUUAACUUUCUUUUUUUUUGGGGGGGGGGUUGUUUCGAGACAGAGUUUCUCUGUGGCUUUGGAGGCUGUCUUGGAACUCACUCUGUAGAC
Molecule: messenger RNA, 1969 nt
Organism: Cricetulus griseus (Chinese hamster)
Lineage: Eukaryota; Metazoa; Chordata; Mammalia; Rodentia; Cricetidae
Source: RefSeq, a predicted model, not a curated record